This is a messenger RNA of Syzygium oleosum, 1080 nucleotides long. RefSeq names its product peptidyl-prolyl cis-trans isomerase CYP21-1. Gene Ontology annotation, cellular component: intracellular membrane-bounded organelle. NCBI's taxonomy places the organism in Eukaryota, Viridiplantae, Streptophyta, Magnoliopsida, Myrtales, Myrtaceae. The transcript is spliced from 7 exons. Gene Ontology annotation, molecular function: peptidyl-prolyl cis-trans isomerase activity. Gene Ontology annotation, biological process: protein peptidyl-prolyl isomerization; protein folding. The record is from RefSeq and is a predicted model, not a curated record. Bases 176 to 871 code for a protein of 231 amino acids.
UUCGCUGAAUUCCCCAUCAAUCGACAUGCGCGGAACGGAUCGAAAUUGAGGAUUCCCCAAGCUCGAUGGAGGUUCCAGGGGACGCGGUUUGACGACGACGAUCGAGCGGCGCGCCUUCUUCUUCUUCUUCUGCUUCUUCUUCUUCUUCUAUGCCUUCUGCUGCUGCGACUCGGGAAUGAUGCGUCGAGAGAUCUCCCUUCUCGUUCAGCCUCGGUUCAUCCUCCUCGCCUUCCUCGCCCUCUCCGUCCUCCUCGUCUUCGCCUUCUCCUUCUCCUUCUCCUUCUCCUUCUCCAGACAGAGAGGAGACCAAGUAGAAGAAGAGCCUGAAAUUACCCACAGAGUAUACUUGGAUGUUGACAUUGAUGGGCAGCAUUUAGGUAGAAUUGUGAUUGGAUUAUAUGGCAAGGUGGUACCAAAAACUGUAGAAAAUUUCCGGGCUUUGUGCACAGGGGAAAAAGGCAAGAGUGCCAGGCGGAAAAAACUCCACUACAAAGGAACACCUUUUCACCGUAUAAUAUCUGGCUUCAUGAUCCAAGGUGGAGAUAUAAUCUAUGGUGAUGGAAGAGGAUAUGAAUCUAUAUAUGGUGGCACCUUUGCUGAUGAAAAUUUUAGGAUAAAGAAUUCCCACGCAGGUGUAAUUUCCAUGGUGAAUUCGGGCCCCGACUCUAAUGGAUCACAAUUCUUUAUUACCACGGUCAAAGCCAGCUGGCUGGAUGGAGAGCAUGUUGUUUUCGGCAGGGUUAUUCAAGGCAUGGACACUGUUUAUGUAAUCGAAGGUGGAGCUGGAACAUACAAUGGAAAGCCCAGAAAGAAAGUCAUAAUCGCCGACUCUGGAGAGAUUCCGAAAAGUAAGUGGGACGAGGAAAGGUGACCACUUUUUGUUUUUGGGUACACGCAGUUAGGAUAACUAGCACGAAAGCCCAAUCGCAUAUACAGGACUUGGAAGCGAGGUUCUCUCCUUUGGUCGACAUUCUUUGCCCCUUGUCUUUUGUCCUGAAAGCUGGUGGCUACCCAGCUAACUCCAACGCUAACAUUCACCAUGCUACAGUUCUUGGAAAUGCCAUAGGUUGUUAUUUUGUA